AUGGCAACUCCCACAAAGACGAGGCGUUUAAGCCCUGUAAGGUGCAUAGCCCUUAUAGCGUUAACCAUUAUUGUGAUUGUAGGGCUAACAAUACUUGUGAUUUGGCUGUCGGUGAAGCCACGACGACCAAUUUACUCAAUUGAAAAUGCAUCACUCCACAAUUACAACAUGACAAAAAAUGAGCAUUUGUAUGGAAAUUUCAACUUCACGUUAAAGGCUUACAAUCCAAAUAGCAGGGUAUCCAUAUAUUAUGACAGCAUUGAAGUGAAGCUGUUUUACAAUUCUUUACAGAUUGCAUUCAACAAUGCGGAAACAUUCUUUCAGCCUCAUCGUAACGUGACUUAUUUGGACCUUUUCCUUUCAGCCAAGGACGUUGCAUUGUACGGAGACAUUGCUCGUGAUUUGAAGGAGGAGAGGACAUCAGGAGCUGUGGAAGUGGAGAUUAAAGUGAGAGCUAAGAUAAGGUUCAAGGUUGGAAUUUGGAAAUCAAGUCAUAGGAAGCUGAAGCUAUCCUGUAGCCCUAGGGUGCCUGCUUCUUCAACCAAGGGUUCACAGACAUCCCCUUGUGACUUGGAUUUAUAAGUUCAUCUCAAUUAUUAAUGUUUCUUAUUUUUAAUUAUUUAUGAAUUGUUGUAAUACUUUUUUUCAUUUUCCUUUAUUGAGCUAAGAUUUCAAUGA
This is a messenger RNA of Solanum verrucosum, 678 nucleotides long. RefSeq lists its product as uncharacterized. Gene Ontology annotation, cellular component: plasma membrane. The record is from RefSeq and is a predicted model, not a curated record. NCBI's taxonomy places the organism in Eukaryota, Viridiplantae, Streptophyta, Magnoliopsida, Solanales, Solanaceae. The transcript has a single exon. The coding region runs from base 1 to 582 and encodes 193 amino acids.